This is a messenger RNA of Centropristis striata (black sea bass), 1158 nucleotides long. Its product is annotated as scavenger receptor cysteine-rich type 1 protein M130-like. The record is from RefSeq and is a predicted model, not a curated record. Gene Ontology annotation, cellular component: membrane. The transcript is spliced from 6 exons. Lineage: Eukaryota; Metazoa; Chordata; Actinopteri; Perciformes; Serranidae. The annotation marks the transcript as partial.
AUGGUCCAGUUGGACAUGGAUCACCUGUUGGUACUGUCGCUGUUGCUGUGGAGCUCAGACUAUUUCAGGUUGGUGAGAGGAGGCCGUCCCUGUGCAGGAACACUAGAGGUGAAACAUGAGGGACAGUGGAGUCCAGUGGCUGAUGCUUUCUCUUACUGGAGAAUUGAGACAGCAGCCUUUGUCUGCAGUGAACUCAACUGCGGCUCUGCAGUUUCUGUUGGAUUGAGAGAGGAAUCCUCGGCGGUAACUGCAUGGAUGAUCGGCUCUGACUGUGCCAAGUUUGGACCUGCUCUGAGGGAGUGCUUAACCUCAACGUACUCUUCCUAUGUCCUCCAUCUCACCUGCUCAGAAUCUGAGGUAGAAACAGAGGAGUUCUCAGACGAACAUGUGUGGAUGCUCACAAAUGACUGUGUUCAAUCUGGAUCUGGUCUGAGGGAGUGUGUCUAUUCAAGUUACUCUUCCUCCAUUGUGAAUCUCACCUGCUCAGACUCUGUCAGACUGGUGAAUGGGACCAGUCUGUGCUCAGGCAGACUGGAGGUGAAGUCUGACCAGUCUAACCAGAGCUGGUCCUCAGUGUGUGAAGCUGACUUUGACCAGCAGGAUGCAGAGGUGGUCUGCAGGGAGCUUGGCUGUGGGGAUCCUUCAGUCCUCCAGGGGGCGCUCUAUGGAGAAGUGGAGACUACAAUGUGGACAAAAGAGUUCCAGUGUGGAGGAAAUGAGUCUGCUCUCCUGGACUGUAGAAGCUCAGGCUCAGAUAGAAACACCUGCUCACCCGGCAGAGCUGUUGGACUCACCUGCUCAGAGCCUGUCAGGUUAGUGGGAGGAGACAGUCGCUGUACAGGAACACUGGAGGUGAAACAGGGAGAGUGGAGACCAGUGAAUGGCACUGACUGGACCCUGAAGGAAGCAGAUGCUGUCUGCAGAAAGUUGGGCUGUGGCUCUGCGGUUUCUGUAGCACGGAGAGAGGAGUCCUCAGAGAGAUCUGCAUGGUCGAUCAGGUCUGACUGUUUUCACGCUGGAUCUGCUCUGAGGGAGUGUGUAACAUCAUCACUGAGUUCUUCCUACUUCCUGGACCUCACCUGCUCAGACUCUGUCAGACUGGUGAAUGGGACCAGUCUGUGCUCAGGCAGACUGGAGGUGAAGUCUGACCAGUCUAAC